AUGGCAAACAAGAAACAACUAGAGGAAAGGUGCGAGUCGACCGAAAAGGAAGUGAGUGGGAUCAAGGAGGUCCUACAACAAAUUAGUUCCCAACUGGAGGAACAGCGUAAGAGAAGUGAGGCGCAGAUGAUCGAACAACGUCGCAAGAAUGAGGAAACUCAACGAAAGUUGGAUGAAUUCAUGCUAGAAGUGUCCCAAGGGAAGAGCCCGCGGCCAGCUGCGGCAGAGAAUGGAAGUUCAGCCCUGAAGAGGAAACUACCCGAAGAGAACAGUGAGCAACAAGGCGAGACAUCAACGGGCAAAGCUGAGGGGCCUGGGGUCGAACGAAACAAGUUUAAAAAGGUGGAGAUGCCUGUUUUCACAGGGGACGACCCAAAUUCGUGGCUUUUUAGAGCUGAGAGAUACUUCGAGAUCAACCACCUGAGUGAGGAGGAGAAGAUGACAGUGACAAUUAUCAGCUUUGAAGGUGCGGCUAUGAAAUGGUACUGCUGGUCGGAAAACCGGCAACCAUUCGCGGAUUGGAACAAUCUGAAAACCAGGAUGUUUGAGCGGUUUAGCGAUUCCAAAGAUCAAAACCUUCUUUCCCGCUUCCUUUCCAUCAAGAAAGAAGGUACUGUUACUGAAUACCGACAGACAUUUGAAGCUUGGUCAGCUUCUUUGCCCGAUAUAGCUGAGGAUGUUAUGGAAAUCCAUACAACAAGGGAUGGAAGCCCAAGUCAGGGUCCUAGGACACUGGCAAAUACGCCAAAAACACCUCCCAAGACAUCAGAGACAGUGACAACUCGCACAGUUACCCUAUCUGGUAAGUCAUAUCCUACGGCCCAACCACUACGAAAGGAACAGACACAGAAAAAGCUAACGGAAACAGAGUACCAGCGGCGCAAGGACAAGGGGCUCUGUUUUCGGAGUGAGGAAAAAUACAGCAUUGGGCAUAGGUGUAAGAACCAAGAGCUAAAGGUCUUCGUAGUGCACGACGACGAAGGCAUGGAACUGGAUCAAGAAGAGCUGAUUAUGAGUACGGAAGGAAGAGAAACCACCAUAGUAGAGGAAGUCGCCGAGCUGGCACUAAACACCGUUGUGGGCUUCUCAACUCCAGGAACCAUGAAAUUGCGAGGGCUGAUCGAAGACAAGGAGGUGGUCAUCUUGAUCGACUGUGGAGCCACACACAACUUCAUAUCACAGAAGUUAGUUGAUGCGUUCAACCUUCCCCUACACGAGACCUCCAAUUAUGGAGUAAUAAUGGGCACAGGUGUAGUCGUAAGGGGCAAGGGAAUAUGCAAGGGAAUCAUCCUCUACCUCCCCGAGUUAACUAUCAGAGAAAAUUUCCUUCCCCUUGAGCUGGGAAACUUGGAUGUGGUGCUGGGAAUGCAAUGGUUAAGCACCCAAGGAACGAUGGAGGUGGAUUGGCAGGCACUUACCAUGUCUUUCCGAAAUGGGAGCAACAGAAUCAUCCUCAAGGGAGACCCAACCUUGAUGAGAAUGGAGGUGACCCUCAAGAAGCUAGCGCGGACUUGGGAAACACAUGAUCAGGGAUUCUUGGUGGAGCUCAGGGCCUUCUCUGCGCAACCGGAGGGACAGGAGGCUAUUGAGGCCAUCAUUCCCAACCGCCGGGUACAAGAAAUCGAGAAUCUAAUAGCUGGCUACCCGGAGGUUUUCCAACCACCUUCCUCCCUACCCCCUUGUCGAGCCAUUGACCACAAAAUCCAACUGAAAGAUGGUCAGCCAUCCGUCAAUGUCCGACCUUAUCGCUAUCCCCAUGUUCAGAAAACCGAAAAUGAGAAACUAAUCAGUGAGAUGUUAGAGGCAGGGGUGAUCAGACCAAGUACCAGUCCUUACUCGAGCCCCGUGAUCUUAGUAAAGAAGAAAGAUGAUGAACUCCACGGCUCGAAGGUGUACCCGAAGAUCGACCUAAAAUCAGGGUAUCACCAGAUCAGAAUGGCCCCUGAAGAUGUGCACAAAACAGCAUUCCAGACACACGAGGGUCACUAUGAGUUCAUGGUGAUGCCAUUUGGUCUAACCAAUGCUCCUGCCACAUUCCAAGCAUUGAUGAACCAAAUAUUUCGACCAUUCUUACGUAAGUUCAUUUUGGUCAUCUUUGAUGAUAUUCUAAUAUAUAGCUCCGAUGCAGAUGCCCACAUCCACCAUCUGACUGUGGUUUUCAACCUACUGAGAGAUCACUCCCUUUGUGCCAACUUGAAGAAGUGUCAGUUUGCCAAGGAAAUGAUCGAGUAUCUGGGACACCUGGUGUCAGCAGAAGGCGUUGAAGCAGACCCUGAAAAGAUUCGAGCAAUGCUCCAAUGGCCACAACCUACGAACCUCAAGGAGCUGCGGGGAUUCUUAGGCUUGACGGGGUACUAUCGCAAGUUUGUCUCUAAUUAUGGCUCCAUAGAAGCCCCUUUGACACAACUGUUGAAGAGGGAUGCCUUCCACUGGACAUCCGAAGCCACUGAGGCCUUUGAAAGGCUAAAAAAUGCCAUGGUGACCCUGCCAGUCCUAGCGCUACCAGAUUUCACCCUACCCUUCAUCAUCGAAACGGAUGCAUCGGGUACGGGCCAUUCGAAAUGGAGACCGUAUCUGCUCGGGCAACGGUUCAUAGUGAGAACCGAUCAACAAGCUCUGAAGUACUUGUUGGAACAAAAGAUCGUGCAACCCGAAUAUCAAAAGUGGGUAUCGAAAUUGCUGGGAUACGACUUUGAAAUCCAAUAUCGACCUGGCUUGGAAAACAAAGCCGUCGAUGCCCUAUCACGCCUUCCACAUAUUAGUCAGCUGACAGCCCUUUCAACACCAACCUUGAUCGAUGUAAACGUGAUUAAGACCGAAGUAGCCGAGGACCCUGAAUUCACUAAAAUCCUCGAGGAGCUACAGAAGGACCCCGACAGUGUCCCAAGAUAUUCGUUGCAGCAGGUAGUAGGGGGCCAUUCAGGAUUCCUACGGACUUACAAGCGCCUAACGGGGGAGCUCUAUUGGCCGGGGAUGAAAGCCAUGACUAAGGCAUACGUAGAACAGUGUCACACAUGCCAGAAGAAUAAGAACCUCGUAGUCGCCCCCACCGGCCUCCUACAACCCUUGGCCAUACCGGAUCGAAUUUGGGAGGACAUCUCCAUGGACUUCAUCGAAGGGCUGCCUAAGUCAUUGGGACAGGACUCAAUCUAUGUGAUUGUGGACAGGUUGAGCAAAUACGCCCAUUUCAUCCCCUUGAAACACCCUUUCACAGCAAAAACAGUGGCAGCAGUGUUUGUGAGAGAAGUUGUGCGCCUACAUGGAUUCCCCCGUACCAUUGUCUCCGAUCGUGACAAGAUCUUCAUCAGCCACUUUUGGACAGAAUUGUUUUGUUUGCAGGGCACUAAACUACACCGUAGCACUGCCUACCACCCCCAAACUGAUGGUCAGUCGGAAAUUGCAGUAUACGGCAGGCCUCCACCCCCACUCGUGUUGUAUGGCAGCCAAAGGACAACCGACGCCACGCUAAAUCAACAACUCGAGGAGCGUGAUAUAGCCCUCGACAAGUUGAAGGCUAACCUGAUCCUAGCCCAAGAACGUAUGCGAAAGUACGCGGAUGCACAUCGCAGAGAGGUGGAAUUCGAGGUGGGAGAACAGCUGCGGAAGGUCAUUGGCCCAGGAAAAGAAAUAUGCUCAACCGUGCCACCACUAAUGGAUGACUUUGAAGUCCUCCCUGAACCUGAAGAAGUAUUUGCCCUUCACCACAAUGACGACACUGCCGAAUUGGAAGCCCUAGUGCACUGGAAACAUACGGAUGAGGGCGACGCCACUUGGGAAAACCUUGAGACUUUUAAGCUCCAAUUCCCGAACUUCCACCUUGAGGACAAGGUGACUGGACCCCCGGGGGGUGAUGUUAGGUCUCCUAUUAGACAUACUUAUGUACGCAGGCGUACAGGGGGUAAUUCCCCCUCUUCUGACAAUUAG
Momordica charantia (bitter melon) is the source of this 3924-nucleotide messenger RNA. The record is from RefSeq and is a predicted model, not a curated record. Lineage: Eukaryota; Viridiplantae; Streptophyta; Magnoliopsida; Cucurbitales; Cucurbitaceae.